This is a messenger RNA of Lycium ferocissimum, 654 nucleotides long. Its product is annotated as retrovirus-related Pol polyprotein from transposon TNT 1-94. The record is from RefSeq and is a predicted model, not a curated record. Lineage: Eukaryota; Viridiplantae; Streptophyta; Magnoliopsida; Solanales; Solanaceae. The transcript has 4 exons. The coding region runs from base 1 to 654 and encodes 217 amino acids.
AUGUCCUCCAUUCGGACGAUUCUUGGUUUGAUUGCUAGUCUUGAUUUGGAGAUUGAGCGGAUGGAUGUGAAGACUGCUUUUCUUCAUGGCAAGAAUGCUUCCAGGAUUGACGAGUUGAAGAAACAGUUGAGUAAGUCUUUUGCAAUGAAAGACUUGGGUCAUGCUAAGCAGAUUUUGGGCAUGAGAAUUACUCGUUCAAGAGAUGAAAGAAAGCUUUAUUUGUCACAAGAAAGGUACAUAGAACGUGUACUAGAGCGCUUCAAUAUGAAGAAUGCUAAGUGGGUUAGCACACCUCUCCCUGGUCAUCGAAACGAGCAAAGAGAUGUGUCCUACAACAACGGAGGAAAAAGAGAGAAUGGCCAAGAUUCCUUAUUCCUCUGCCGUCGGAAGUUUGAUAUUUCUCGAAAAUCCAGGAAAAAAGCAUUGGGAAGCUGUGAAGUGGAUACUCAGUCAAAGUUGCAGAAGUGUGUCGCACUAUCUACAACGGAAGCGGAGUAUAUUGCGGCUACUGAAGCUGGCAAAGAAAUGAUAUGGCUCGAGAUUCCUUCAAGAACUUGGAUUGCGGCAAAUGGAGUAUAUUGUCUAUUGCGACGGUCGAGUGCAAUAGACUUGAGCAAGAAACUCGAUGUACCAUGCGAGAACAAAACACAUUGA